This is a messenger RNA of Westerdykella ornata, 1036 nucleotides long. RefSeq lists its product as uncharacterized. The record is from RefSeq and is a predicted model, not a curated record. Lineage: Eukaryota; Fungi; Ascomycota; Dothideomycetes; Pleosporales; Sporormiaceae. The transcript is spliced from 3 exons. The coding region runs from base 354 to 875 and encodes 173 amino acids.
CGAAGUUUAAGGUGCGAGGAAACGAUGCGGAGAGGGUGACCAACGACCCACUACAUAGGUACGUUACGGGCCCGCUGCCUCACACCGACGCAGCGACACUGCUCGUGCUCAAAAAAUCCCAAUAUUAUUACAGAGAAUUAGGGCUUUAGGCAGGUUUCCAUCUUGUCUGGACUCUAUUCCCUUCGGACGCUCAAAGCGCCUGCACUUCUGCUUUGAUUCACGGGUUGUACCUUAUUGGCACGAUCCAGGCGAAAACUGGUUGCGCACCCACUUCUCCUAGAAGAAUACCUAUCUGGUAACAGAUUCCAAGCCAAAAGACCGUUGGUUUCGGCCGUCUGGUUGUGUGCCAGCGAAUGCGCCUUUCCCUCCCGAGGCGCUUCCUGGAACGCAACACACCUCAAUAUCAAGCCAUGGCUCAUGGAGAAGCAGGCGUCCUGUGGCACCCAAAGACUGUUUACGAGGCGCCCCGCCCCAAUGCCUUCACUAAGGUACUCACAAUGGAAAGAUCAGGGCAGGAGGAUGCAUGGCAGUCGUGGUCGAAACUGAACCAGACUCCGGCGCAUAUGCUGGGGCCAAUGAGGUGGGCCACUCUUCGUCCAAGCUGGGCUCGAGACAAGCUCCAGCGCAAGAGGAAUCGCACACCUUUUUACCGCAUCCUGCCUGUCUUGUCGACAGCCGCCCAGAAGAGAGCAUUCGGAGCCAAUUGCGCUUGUGCCUUUUGCUGUCUGGCGCAAGGUGCUCACGACAUGCGAACUGAACGGUACCACCCUCCACUCUGCCACCCUAGUGCAAACCCCUCCACCCCCGGCGCCAGGUCAGCCGCAUGUUUCUGCAGUUGCAGGAGACGGCGAGUGGCGGUUGGUUGUAGAUAUUGAGAACGCAAGCGUUACCCUACUGAUCUGUGAAAUGGAAAAGAGAGCAUACAUUGCGCCCGACUGUGCGCGCAAUGCCAGAGAAGGGUUUUGAGCGUGGUGCAACCCAAUUGCCUCGCACGACGCCACUACAUAUGAUGCCCCCCGCACCCACGCCUCUUCCA